Molecule: messenger RNA, 3157 nt
Organism: Asterias rubens (European starfish)
Lineage: Eukaryota; Metazoa; Echinodermata; Asteroidea; Forcipulatida; Asteriidae
Product: potassium voltage-gated channel subfamily C member 1-like
Exons: 5
Coding region: 1058-2953 (631 amino acids)
Biological process (GO): protein homooligomerization; potassium ion transmembrane transport
Cellular component (GO): voltage-gated potassium channel complex; neuronal cell body membrane; dendrite membrane
Molecular function (GO): protein binding; delayed rectifier potassium channel activity
Source: RefSeq, a predicted model, not a curated record
ACUCAGAGAGUGAGAUUUUAGAGCUUUUGUAUGUGCCUUGCUACCGGCCAGGGGAAGAUAAUAGUUGUCUAAUUUGCAAAGAGCCAAAGAGCCCACGGAAUGUACAUGGAAUGUCACCAGACACAACUGUCAACGCUGGAAAAGCAAAAUUUGUGCACCUCGUUGUCGAUGUUCUGGUUAGUUUGUGAUUUCCAUGGAGUUUAAUAGCGAAAUGUCUUCACAGUUUGGACUAUGUUGAUAUACAAGAAGCUUGUUUGAAAACUCAUCUCUUAUGGUGAGUUUGCGAAUGGCUGAAGUGAUAGCUCUGAGUGAUAAUAUUCUUCUACGAUAAUCGGAACUUUAGGAAAUACUGGCCAAUGUUCUUUAUUCAUUGUCGAACAUUUGGCUGUUUGCGAACUGAUGUUGGUGUGAAAGCUUCAACAUUGGCCGACCAUUAAGCUGAGUGAGCUGAGCAAAGUUGAACCGCUGCGAAUUAUUCGUUGCGAAUUUUUGACGUCAACAUUCGUAUCGCAUUCGCAUUCGCAGGAAGUAUGAUCCCGGGCUUAAGUGGAAAUACACGGCCCAAACUUUGACGAACUUGACAGUGACAAAAGACUGAGAAAGCCGAGGGGACGGACCCUUCAGCAGGCGUAUCCAGCGGGGUGGGAACACCACCAGUCAGGGCAGAGCGUCCAGGCCAAACCAGUGGAUAGCUUCAUUGAUCUGGAGAUGUUUCAAGAUCAAGAAUGUGAUUAAAGGAAAGAGACUACACAGAAUUGUUUGUGCUGACUUUGACUUUGACUUCAUCUACAUCUACAUCUAUCCAGCUACUUGUCAAAGCCUCGUGGAAAUUCACAUAGAUCUAUGAUGUCAAAGGUUAUGUUUCCUGUUAUCAUGUUUGAAGUAUUCUAUGGAAUGUUGGUUUUAGUCUGAGUACUGGUUGCCUCAGGAUGCUGGAGUGCUAAUGAUUGCGUGUGCGAGUAUAAUGAUAUAACCAUAUGCUGUUUUUUGCCGAUGAUGAGGAAAAUGUUCAUCAAAUAAACAGAUCUGGUGAAACUACUGGUGUACACAAAGAACCAUGCUACCAAGAAUGAGUGUUUCUAUGGACAGGGUAAAGGAAGAAAUAGACGGGGAGGCGGAUGGGGUUGAACGAUCAGCCAGCGCACAUCUACAGUCCCUCCGUGCCGCUCAGACCAAACAAGACAACAAAAUCAGAAUAAACGUUGGUGGAGUCCGCCAUGAGACUUAUAAAUCUACUCUCCGGAACAUCCCAGAUACAAGAUUAGCUUGGCUCGCCCAGUCAACCUCAACAAACAGUACUGAUUAUGACCAAGUUAAAGGCGAGUUUUACUUCGACCGGCAUCCUCGGAUGUUCGAUGCCGUCUUGAACUACUACCGCAUCGGGAAGCUUCAUGCCCCGAGAGACGUCUGCGGCCCGGUGUUCGAAGAAGAACUUCAGUUCUGGGGGAUUGAUGAGAAGCAGAUUGAAGCAUGUUGUUGGUCUUACCACACCCAGCACCGAGACGCCCAAGAGACCUUAGCGAAGCUAAAUGGACCAAACUUAGAGAAUACUGACAGUGAAGACGACGAGGAUGUUGCUAAGAUAUUUGGUAUUGAGGAGGUUUAUGAAAGGACAAGAACGAGUUGGUAUGGAAGGUGGCAACCAAGAAUCUGGACGCUGAUGGAAGAACCGUAUUCAUCUCGAGCUGCUAAGCUUUUUGCAGCAAUCUCUCUCAUAUUCGUCGUUCUUUCAAUUACAACAUUUUGCCUGGAAACUAUGGAAGUUUUCCAAAUCAGCAAACCGGGCAAACCCGUCGAAACAGCCGAGUUCCUGUUCGUCAUCGAAGGUGUUUGUGUUACCUUCUUUACUCUAGAACUUAUAGUCCGGCUCAUCUUCUGCCCAAGUAGACUCCGGUUCCUGAUCUCUGCAGAGAACAUCAUAGACAUCCUAGCUGUCAUACCUUUCUAUGCGGAUCUGGGUAGCCGGAUCAGCAGGGUGCUUUUAGACGGCGUUGUGAACGACUUCUUUAAUUUCCUACGGAUCGUUCGGAUUUUCAGGAUUUUCAAACUCGCUCGUCACAUAUCCGGAUUGAAGAUUUUGGUACAUACGGUCAAAGCAAGCGCCAAGGAACUAAUGUUGAUGAUAGUAUUUGUGACUCUGACUGUACUGAUCUCAUCAAGUCUUAUUUACUACGCGGAGAAGUGGACUCUAUAUCCUUCGAAUAGCACUUGUGAGGCAGAGAGUGACUUUACGGACAUUCCGAUUGGAUUCUACUGGGCGAUUGUGACUAUCACCACGGUGGGGUACGGGGACGUUGUUCCUCGCUCGUGGCUCGGGAGGAUUAUUGCCGGAAUGACGGCAGUGAUUGGAGUCCUGACCCUGGCCCUACCAAUCCCGGUCAUCGUCAAUAACUUCUCUCUGUAUUACACUCAUGCACAAGCGAGUCAGAAGCUACCGAAGAAGCGGAAGAGGGCUCUGGUAGGAGCAGCUGACGUCUUGAAGACGCAGGGAAACCAAAUGGCGUCUUCUAGCAUCAGUGGAUACUCAACUCAAUCCACUAAUGAAUAUGAUACGAACAGCAUCAGGAGUGAAGACAGUGCUUUAAGAACCAUUUCCGGAGCCGUUACGUCAAAUGGUAGCGUGAGAAUGCCGUCUUCAGCCGUGGGUGAAAAGACGCAGAUCUCGGUAUACUUUACCGACGAAGUGAUGGAGAGCCCGACGAGGUCUCGGUCUCCUUUAUCCCCGAGUCAAGGAGGACUAGGGAAGUUAUCUCCGUCACAACAGCGGAGAAUUGGAAAGAGGGCGAGUCUUAUGCCAACUGGACAUGCAGGGGUUGGAAGGAGGGAAAGCUUUGCGCCAAAUGGUGCCGCAAACAGGCAAAAUGGGCGCAGUCGAUCAUUAGUCGCAGGGGCGUUGCGUCCACCUCCCCGUAGACGAUCCCUUCUACCCUCUAUGACGGAAGUGGAUGUGUGACGUCACUGGUUACUUGGAAACGGACACCAUAGCAGCUGCAUGUUGGUUGACAUUGUGUGUGUUUGCUGUCCUUCCUUCACGCCUACGUUUACCGCUUUUUAUUUGUAGUACUUGGAAAUAGAUUCUUUGUAAGAGAAAGGACAUGGCGUUCGUGUAGAAGCUUUGUCUGAUCAAAAUAUUACCAGAGCCCAAUUUCAUAGAGCU